AAGCAAUCGUUUAUCCGAUCUCUAGUUCAGCGUCCGCAUGUCAGACUCGCUGGUUUUCAAGAUGUUCAUAGAACGGGCCUUCCACCUGACGAUACCAGUGAAAAGGCCCGUCUUAGAAAAUGCCGAUUACCAGGAUGAGCUCUUCAAAUGUACUGAAUCCAAAUGGAUGCUUAAUGAGAAGCAUCACCUGAAGCAACGCUAUGUCAAGUUCAACGUCGACAACAUCUGCCGUCAGGCUGCCUCACUAUUUGGCAAUGACACGAAAUGUGUGCGCAUCACAAAGCUGGAGGGGAACUUUAACAAAGCAUAUGCCCUCACAAUGGACGACGACAACGAGGUUAUCGCAAAGGUCCCGUCUCCAAUUUCAGGUCCACCAUCGCUGAGGGUAGCGUCUGAGGUGGCUACGACGAAUUUCUUGCGGUCACGUACUUCGAUUCGGGUUCCAGAAGUGUUUGCUUGGAAUUCAGACCCAGAGAAUCCGGUAGACACGGAGUAUAUCAUCAUGGAGAAGAUACCAGGAAUUGCACUGUCCACGAAAUGGGCAGAAAUGCAACUGGCGGACCGCUACAAAAUAAUCAAGCAAAUCGUUGAAAUGGAGAAGGAACUUGUACGUUUCAAGUUUCCGGCCUAUGGGAGUCUCUUUAUGCGUGAUUCUGUGCCUUAUGGAUAUCGCCAUUGUCCACUCCCUCCAGACUUGGAUCCUGCCGGGUUGUUUUGCAUUGGACCAUCCUGCAGUGGAUCUGUUUGGGGCGAGGACUUGAUUCACUUGCCCCAACCCGUGGCAAAUACCGGUCCAUGGUUCUCUCUUGAGGAGUUCGUACUGUCUAUCCCACAGCGGGAAUUAAAUCAGUUAGAUUUUGACGCAAACUGGAAAGCUGAAGUGCAGAAGCAGCUCAAUCAGUUUGACGAGAAGCAGUCUGUUGAUGAAUACAGCAGUCUAUUACAUAAAGCGAAGAAAAUGCUCCCUAUACUAGCACAGGACCCGCGUGUGAUAGAAGCAGCAGACUCCGUUCUGUGGCAUCAAGAUAUGCAUCUGGGGCAGAUUUUCGUCUCUCCAGGCGACCAAACAACCAUUCAAGGAAUAAUUGACUGGCAGUCAACUCGAGUUGCUCCUUUAUUCAUACAAGGUCAAUUCCCAGAGUUCCUGAGGUAUCCGAAAAGUAACAAACAAGGCUUCGAUACUCCCAAAUUACCGGAAAAUUACGACGAAAUGGAUUCCGAGGAGAAACAAGAAGCCAAGUCGGAAUACAGAGCGAAAUCCCAGUCCAAAUACUACGAGAUGUAUUGUCUCUCACACAACAAGACCGCUUAUAAUGGAAUGUCAUUAGACCGGAGACUAUGGGAACCGUUCACACCUUAUACGCUCCACCAUGGCAGUAUCGCCCCAGUGCGUAGCUUCCUGGGACGCCUUGCGCAAGAUUGGGAUGACCUUGGCCUUGCAGGCCUCUGUCCUUUCUCAUUUACUGAAGAAGAGUUGAAGAAGCACAAUGAAGAAGCGGAAGAAUACAAAGUAAUAUCUGAGCUUUGGGACAUGGUGAAGACGGCGCUCUACACUAAUGGGGAUGGUUGGGUCCCGAAAGACCGGUGGGAGGCAACAACUGAGUUGAAUAAGGAGUUAUAUGAUAAGUUCAUGGAGUGCGUGGAUCAGGAACCAGACGAGGCGGCGAAGAUGUAUGAUAAGUAUCCGUUUCCGCCCCAAAACUAUUGUUGAGUUGCGGACUCUGGGUGUCUGGGUUGAUCUAGGAUAUCUGGAUUGUUUGCUGUGAUGUGAGAGGACUCUGAAGCCAUGUUGUGAUCUACGAAGUCGCCUGAAUUGUCACAAUGCUGGUGAUCUGGAAAGCUUUGGGAUUGCCUCGAUAUCCGGCGUCUCUAUGUACUCUUCUCCCAUAGGUGCCUCGAUACUCGUGGGUUUGUAAGCCUUAGCAAUUCCCAGACAUCCAUCCCUCGACUUUGAGUUCCUUGUUUGCUUGUUCAGUCGAACCCCAAAAUCACG
Molecule: messenger RNA, 1993 nt
Organism: Aspergillus glaucus CBS 516.65
Lineage: Eukaryota; Fungi; Ascomycota; Eurotiomycetes; Eurotiales; Aspergillaceae
Product: aminoglycoside phosphotransferase family protein
Exons: 4
Coding region: 38-1711 (557 amino acids)
Cellular component (GO): mitochondrion
Source: RefSeq, a predicted model, not a curated record